Daphnia carinata is the source of this 1134-nucleotide messenger RNA. RefSeq lists its product as uncharacterized. Lineage: Eukaryota; Metazoa; Arthropoda; Branchiopoda; Diplostraca; Daphniidae. The transcript has a single exon. Bases 1 to 1134 code for a protein of 377 amino acids. The record is from RefSeq and is a predicted model, not a curated record.
AUGUUUGGAGGAUCGGCUCCGUUUAUGUGUAAAACUCCUUUCGACGGAGAUCCGCGUGACUGGCUUCUCUUUUCCUCGCGCUUCCAGGCUCUCGUUCAUGAUGUCAUUCCAAAUGACGCCCAGCGCUUAGCCAUUCUAACCGAGUGGGUAGGCCCUAAUGUUCUGCGCCGCAUCUCUCCGCUUUUGAGAGCGCCUCGAGGUUACCCGGCUGUUCUUUCCUACCUGAAGAAACACUACGGUUCGAGUGAGCAGAUCUCCCGCUGCCAAAUUCACGAUCUUUUGAGCCUCCCUAUCGUCAAACCAGGUGAUCGUCAGGCGCUGGAGCUGUUUUCCGAUCAGCUACAUGGAGCAGUCGUAAUAUUGGAGCAGGGAGGGCUGAAGCAUGAUUUAAAGAGUGCUGCCAACUUAGAACAAGCAGUUCAAAAGCUGCCACCUCUUUUUCGCCAUCGCUGGGCCCGCUAUGUGCGAAAACGUUUGCCAAGAGUUGUAGAUCUUGGCGAUCUCGAUCGGUUUCUGGAGGAGGUUGUCGAAGAAGAGAGGAUCGCCUUUGCGUCUGUCGAACUAGCGCCCAGGAUCGAGAUCCGUGGAAAGCGUGCCAACUUUGACCAUCCUAACCUCGAGAGAUACCCUUCUCCCAAGCUUUCAUUUCCAAAGCCACCACCCGUCCGUCCAUCUCCGACCGUUUUGUCUACCCAGGCAACUAGAGAAACUGACAUCGAGUGUCCGAGCUGCGGUGAGGCUCAUCGCUUAAGCAGCUGUGCGGAAUUUCGACGGAAGUCGCCGAACGAUCGAGCGUUGUUGGCGAAGGAAAAAGGUGUAUGUUUCAACUGCCUCGGAGGAAAACAUCGAAGUGCCGACUGUCGUUCGAAGCCGGCCUGUGAAUCGUCCGGAUGCCGUGCUCGCCAUCACUCGUUGCUGCAUGGUGCGGAAAGAGUUUUCCCUGAGAGGAGUGGACACCACCGUUUUCCACCUCCGAACGAAGAUUCGAGCGUCGUUCCAGGUCCGCAGACUUUCGCCAUUGCCGCCCGUUCAGCUUCAAACGUCCGUUUGGCCGUUGUUCCAGUCCGUCUUCGUGCUGGUGAUAGAACCCUCGACGUCUUCGCUCUACUGGACACCGGUAGCCAAGCUACUUAA